Molecule: messenger RNA, 737 nt
Organism: Rhagoletis zephyria (snowberry fruit fly)
Lineage: Eukaryota; Metazoa; Arthropoda; Insecta; Diptera; Tephritidae
Source: RefSeq, a predicted model, not a curated record
AUGAGCUCAUCAAUGAAGCUAAGCACCCUUUCAGGAGGGAAAAAGACAAAGCCAGCGACGACAAGCAAGCGCAAGGAUGCCUCCAAGCCAAUUAGCGAAGAGGAAGUCCUCAAGAAGGAAACAAUCACCCCAGCUGAUGUCUGCAAUUUAGAAACGUACACCAAAGGGUACCUGUGUUCGCCAGAAGACAAUAUAUACGACAUUGAGUUUACGCGCUUUAAAAUACGUAAUAUGGAGAACGGCAAUGUGCUUUUUGAGAUUGUCAAAUCACCGACGCCGGCGGGGAAGCAGCCAAAAGCAGAUGCUCAAUCGUCUUCAGAGACGACGAGGCGAUCGCCUGAAGCCUCCAUCGCCACAAUCAGCGAUGACGGCAGAUCUUCUAGCUGUGGUCGUCAUGUUCGCUAUAAGUUUACUUCCAGUUUCCUUAGGCUGAAAACGGUCGGAGCAACAGUUGAGUUUAAAGUGGGCGGUAAGGCGAUAAAGAACUUUCGAAUGAUUGAGCGUCACUUCUUCCGUGAUACACUACUGAAGACAUUCGACUUUGAUUUUGGCUUCUGCAUUCCCGACAGCACCAACACUUGCGAACACAUUUACGACUUUCCGCUGUUGACGCCUGAGUUAUGCACUGAAAUGAUCAACAAUCCGUAUUGCACCAAGUCGGACAGCUUCUACUUUGUGGAUAACAAAUUGAUCAUGCACAACAAAGCCGACUACUCGUACAAUGCCGAUCAAGUCCA